CACAAAAAAGAGAGUGUGUGUUGGAGAAGACGACGGCCAUGUCUUGGUUUUUAUCAACAAUGCAUAGCAGGCUUCCUUCUGCUGCGUUACUUGAGUCAAACCUUUCUUUCACUGCCGAUGUACAAUCAUUGUCAUGGGUUUUCUCUACAGAGACCAUAACACAGUUACGCUUUGCGAUCGGCAUGAUCGGAAAUGCUGCUUCUUUACUUCUCUAUGCGGCUCCAAUAUUAACUUUUAGGAGGGUUAUUCAAAAGAGAACUACAGGGGAGUUCUCUUGCAUCCCUUAUAUUACUGCUUUAUUGAACUGUCUGAUUUAUGUGUGGUAUGGGUUGCCUUUGGUGAGCAAUGGCUGGGAAAACCUUCCCCUUGUCACAAUCAACUCUGUAGGGAUCAUGCUCGAGUUAUCUUUCAUCUUCAUCUAUCUCUGGUUUGCUUCAGCAAGAGCAAGGAAACUGGUUUCAUUGAUACUACUACCUGCGAUCAUUGCGUUUUGCAUUGGUGUGGUAGUUUUGUCAAUUACAUUACAUGAUCACCAUCUUCGAAAGGCCAUGGUUGGGAGUAUUGGACUAGUUGUCUCUAUUGGAAUGUACAGUUCUCCUCUUGUUGUUGUGAAGCAAGUGAUAGAGACAAAUAGUGUGGAAUUCAUGCCUUUCUACUUAUCUUUCUUCUCAUUCCUCACCAGUUUACUUUGGAUGAUGUAUGGGAUAUUGAGUUGGGAUAUUCUGCUCACGGCUCCUAAUCUGCUUGCUUGCCCAGUGGGUCUCCUCCAGCUUGUGCUAUACUGCAUGCAUAGGAAAAAUCAGGGAGUUCCUGAAGAAAGAUACAAAUUGGAUUUAGAGCACAAUGGAACAGAUUUAGAAUCUCAGCAGCCAUUGCUCACUGAUUGUAAUAAUGAAAAGAAUUGAAAAUUUGAAGAUUAAGGUCUUG
This is a messenger RNA of Telopea speciosissima, 927 nucleotides long. RefSeq names its product bidirectional sugar transporter SWEET3b-like. The transcript is spliced from 6 exons. Gene Ontology annotation, cellular component: membrane. Gene Ontology annotation, molecular function: sugar transmembrane transporter activity. NCBI's taxonomy places the organism in Eukaryota, Viridiplantae, Streptophyta, Magnoliopsida, Proteales, Proteaceae. Gene Ontology annotation, biological process: carbohydrate transport. The coding region runs from base 39 to 905 and encodes 288 amino acids. The record is from RefSeq and is a predicted model, not a curated record.